This is a messenger RNA of Lepus europaeus (European hare), 1365 nucleotides long. It is a transcript of the gene PHB2, whose product is annotated as prohibitin 2. The record is from RefSeq and is a predicted model, not a curated record. Gene Ontology annotation, cellular component: mitochondrion; membrane. The transcript is spliced from 9 exons. NCBI's taxonomy places the organism in Eukaryota, Metazoa, Chordata, Mammalia, Lagomorpha, Leporidae. The coding region runs from base 159 to 1052 and encodes 297 amino acids. Gene Ontology annotation, biological process: mitochondrion organization.
GGGGAGGGUUUAGAGAGGAGCGCACUUCCGGUGCCCUUUCUCCCGGGAGCAGCACGGCCUCGAACCCUCGUGUGUGGGUGUGAUCUCUGAACGAGUGGGGUCGAGGCGGGCCGCCACCCCAGCUCUGACCUCCGGUGCCGCCGGCCUCCGGACCAGACAUGGCCCAAAACUUGAAGGACUUAGCAGGACGGCUGCCCGCCGGGCCUCGGGGCAUGGGCACGGCGCUGAAACUGCUGCUGGGGGCCGGCGCCGUGGCCUACGGCGUCCGCGAGUCGGUGUUCACCGUGGAAGGCGGGCACAGAGCCAUCUUCUUUAACCGGAUCGGUGGCGUGCAGCAGGACACCAUCCUGGCCGAGGGCCUGCACUUCAGGAUCCCCUGGUUCCAGUACCCCAUUAUCUAUGACAUUCGGGCCAGGCCUCGGAAAAUCUCCUCCCCCACAGGCUCCAAAGACCUGCAGAUGGUGAACAUCUCCCUGCGAGUGCUGUCUCGACCCAAUGCCCAGGAGCUACCCAGCAUGUACCAGCGCCUCGGGCUGGACUACGAGGAGCGAGUGUUGCCAUCCAUCGUCAACGAGGUGCUCAAGAGCGUGGUGGCCAAAUUCAAUGCCUCGCAGCUGAUCACACAGCGAGCCCAGGUCUCCCUGUUGAUCCGGCGGGAGCUGACAGAGCGGGCCAAGGACUUCAGCCUCAUCCUGGAUGAUGUGGCCAUCACGGAGCUGAGCUUCAGCCGAGAGUACACAGCUGCUGUGGAAGCCAAACAAGUGGCCCAGCAAGAGGCCCAGCGGGCCCAGUUCUUGGUGGAAAAAGCAAAACAGGAACAGCGCCAGAAGAUUGUGCAGGCCGAGGGCGAGGCUGAGGCCGCCAAGAUGCUUGGAGAAGCAUUGAGCAAGAAUCCUGGCUACAUCAAACUUCGCAAGAUCCGGGCCGCUCAGAACAUCUCCAAGACGAUCGCCACGUCACAGAACCGCAUCUAUCUCACAGCGGACAACCUCGUGCUGAACCUACAGGAUGAGAGCUUCACCCGCGACAGCCUCAUCAAGGGUAAGAAGUGAGCCCGGUAACCGAGAACUGCCCCUGGAGAGGAAGUGGAUCCGUCAUCCCUGCAGGGUCCCAGCACAGCCCACGUCUGCCCCCCAUAUCAUGUGAUGAUCCCCUCUGCACCCGUCACCCCAACGCUGUCUUGGAUUAAGGAAGCGUGAAGACCGACCCUUGGGGAAAAUGACUCUUCCUCCCUGUGUUGGCCAGGGAUAUUGGGACAGUGUGAUUUCUCAGUGAUUUCCUACAGUGGUGUUCUCUCUCUUCAAGACUAGGAGGAAAUAACCACCACCCCAGGAAUUCUCAAUAAAUUUUUAUUACUUAAGCUAA